UCAACUCCGUGUGCCCUUUCGAAACAUUUCUAUUUGUCCCUAUCUACUAUAAUUGCCUUUCGAAAUGUUUUUAUAAAUUCCUUGAUAUUUCGUCGUAAACGCGUGCUCGAACGGUAAAAUAUCCCAUAAUUGUCUGUGGGUGCGCGUGACAAUACACGCGAGGGGAUGCAUCUGUACGCGUACACCGAGUAACGAAUUACGGAAUUUGUUCCACUUGCUAAUAGAACAAUCUGCGAACGGGAUUUGUGACUGUUGUUUCACAGUGGAUAUUUCGUUCGAAUACCGUUGCAUUCGAAGGAGGUUCGUGUUUUUCUUGGCCGACAACUUUCUUGAGAAAGGAUUUUGAAACGAAAUGAGGAGACAAUCGAACAGUUCGAGCUUGAAUACCGGAAGUGGCGGUGAGCCACAGAUCAUCGUCGAAGAAAGCACGUUAGGAGAAGAGGAAGCAGAGCGACGUAGAAACGAAUCACCCCCUCGAUGCUUGGAUCCAGAUUCACCAUCCUUGAAUCCUUAUCUGUUGUCCCCUUGGAGAGAAGCCAGGAAGCAUUCUUUACCGACUCCACAAUGCACUUCCGGGAUAACCGCGUCCCAGGUGAGACGAUUAAGCGAACGUGGCGGAGAAGGAACAGCACUGUCUCCAAGAGAAGCAACGUUUUUCGCGACGCUGUCUCAAGCACCAGCCCCUCAACCAGGUGGACGAAGACACUCGGUUGUUACGAUUUCCAAGGUGCCACCGACCUUAUUCGGCCGUGAUCGACGCGAAUCAAUCGCAGCUUUUCCCUUGGGGGGCGCGACCAGAAUACUGCCCAGUCGGAGGGACUCGAAAUCCGGAAUAUCUGGACCACCCAGUAACAGCGGCAGUUCGCAUAAUCUUCAGUUGGACAUCCUGGAUGAUAUCACGGAAAUAAAAGCGAGAAAAGUACGACUGAAGAUGUACAAGACUUCGACAGAACAAGUGUGCGAGAUACAGCCAUUGGAGGGUAAUAGCUCCUCCACUCAGCGUUACACUCAAUAUCAAAAGAGACGAUUCUCUGAAUUGCCUCCACCCUCGGUGUCACCGACUUCUUCGCUCCGCAGACGAGCUUCGGAAGUUCCAAGGGCGUUGAGCGCUUCCGUAUCCGGAGCAGCGGGAAUCGUUUGCUCGAACACGGAUCUGAUAUCGAUUCUGAGCUCGUUGGCAUCGUCCGCGACGGAAAUCAACCGAUGCGGCGAAGAAACGAGCUCGCGAGAGGACAGCAAAUCAAGCUGGUCCGGCAAAACGACGGAACAGAAACGAAGUCGAUUAAAAAGCUUCCGUUCGAACAGCUUCGACGUGUCGAUACUUCACGGAGCUAAAAGUAAACUAGCCGGAUCCUCGAAGGCGACCGCGACCUCCAUUAUGGCGCCGUCCAAUUGGUUCACAAAGAGGCAUCAGCCUAAGUCGAAGAAACAGAAGCCGGAGGACCUGAUCACGGCCAGUCUGAACUUUAAGUUCGAUAAAUCGAAGGUCGUGAAAGCAGUCAAGGAAACCCUCGGGAAAACGUCGCCUACCAGCGAAAUUAGACACAAAGUGGUCUGGGAUGAUAGCAGCGGUACCAAGGUGGAUGCUCAGGUGUUAGGCAGUGCAAUCGAAAAGAUUUUAACGCAAAAAGGGGGCGACGCAGAGGCAUCUGGUUCGUCAAGUAAAGCUUCGAUAUCACCGAAUAAACCGAAAUCUAGUAAGGUAACGAGCUGGUUUACUGGCAGUAAUAAAGACCAAGAGCAAAAUGAAUCCUGCGAGCCUUCGAUUUGUUCUACCUUGAAAGAUCUGUUUGUUAAGUAGUAUGGGAAUCCUAAUGUAUUUCUAGCAAGAUUAAUUGACGGUUCUUCGUUUAAGCAUUUGUUCAAAGAUUAACCGUGACCUAACACUUGAAUUUUAUCGAUGACUGACAAUCUCCUUUAUGUUAUAAACUAUAUCGGGAAACCUAGUAAUUUAUAAUCAUUUUUUGUUUGUUUUAAACGUUAGAUUGAGAUGUUUCGUUUUAUUACCAUUCCUGUAUUAAGAUUUAUAAAGGAUAUUAAUACGAAAUAAAUAUAACAGAUUUAAGGAUGUAGUAACUGCAGAGAUAUAGCGUGGUCGUAAAUCUCAUUGAUCUGUAAAAGUCACGUACCUAGUUUAAUUGAGGUUUAAUUGUAUUGUUAGUUUUAGUGAUUAUCAGGAAAAAUAAGAAAUACCGAGCUUGAACAAACGUCCAGAACUGAUGACGAUAAUUAUAUUUGUUUAUUUUCUUUUCUUUCGUUGACAAAAAUUUACAUAAAAUUAUUCCAAAUAUUACUGAUUUUAUUGUCAAUUUCUUUUAUUGUUUAGAACCCUAUAGAUGCAAUUUAGAUACUGAACAUUAUAUUGAUUGACACCACUGAUCUUUUUAACUUGCUGAAAUUUACGACUGCGCCAUGUUUCUAUACUACACACUUUUUAUGCUACGUUUUUUACUGUUUAUAUUAGGUUUAUGGCAAUUGCAUUAAAAUAUUACAGCUUCAAUAUGGGAGGGUUACCAUAAUUGGUUCGUUUACGUUGAACGAUUGUAUAACCUCUGGCACAAUGUAACGAGGUUAAAAUGAACAAACAAAAAAAAACGGAAUUAAAAAAUUUCUCAAUUUAAGGUUUUCAAUUUGCAAGUUUAUAUUACUAACUUUUUGAGAAGCAAAUUAUAUCAUUUUGAAGUCACAGUCUUUUUAGAUUAAAAAUAUUUAUAAUUUUUUGGCAACUUUCCUUUAUAAACAUUUUAUUUCUCAUACAAAUUCCGAAACUCUUUCUGACUUUACAGAAACUUUGAUUCGUCAUUGAUCGAACCAUGCGAU
Molecule: messenger RNA, 2820 nt
Organism: Megachile rotundata (alfalfa leafcutting bee)
Lineage: Eukaryota; Metazoa; Arthropoda; Insecta; Hymenoptera; Megachilidae
Source: RefSeq, a predicted model, not a curated record